Molecule: messenger RNA, 444 nt
Organism: Jaculus jaculus (lesser Egyptian jerboa)
Lineage: Eukaryota; Metazoa; Chordata; Mammalia; Rodentia; Dipodidae
Gene: Spmip3
Product: chromosome 1 C1orf100 homolog
Exons: 4
Coding region: 1-444 (147 amino acids)
Source: RefSeq, a predicted model, not a curated record
AUGACUGCCAUACGACUCCGAGAAUUUAUUGAUCGUCGCCCAGUGAUCCCACCCAGCAUGUUCAUUUCCCACCAAGGGAAGGAUGUCCGAGGCUACUACCCUGGGCAAUUGGCAAGGGUCCAUUUGGAUAACAGUGUGAAGAGGGAUUCCAGCCCCCUCACCGAUUUGGCAAUUCCAUCCCCGGGAAAAUCUUCCUAUCAGCCCCAGUUAGACCAACAAACGCUCAUUCGCUACAUUUGCUUUCGGAGAGGCUCGAAGCCCACAGUGUCAUGGUAUAAUGAAUCCACGUACCAAAGAGACUACUCCCUGCCAUUCUACAAGCCUGGUUGGGACUGGAAAUUAGCCACUCUUUCAUCAAAUCCUUGGCCUCUUAAUUUGCUGUCAGAACCCUCCGGUUGUGAAGAUGGAAGCAACUUUGCAAGAAAUGCUUUUAAAUUAAAAUAA